AUGAAUAUUCUUUCUUUCUACUGUCUCUCUCCAUCUUCUUUCAUUUUUUCUUUCAUGAUCCCCUUAUCCAUUUUUUUCUUCGUUCUGCCAAAUUUUUUCUCUGCCUUACUUUGCUUUACUUUUCCCAAUUCAUAUUCUUUCGAUUCCUUUCCUUCUCCCAUAAUUCUUAUACGUCUUUCUAUCUAUAUCUCUUCCUUUUGUCCCUGUCCAUUUUUUCAUUUCGCUCGUCUUCCUUUACGUUCUGCAUUUUUUAUUACCUAUCUUUUGCUUUAUUUGUUCUUUAUAUAUUUAUUCUUCGUGUUAUCUCUCCCUUCUGUCUUCUACUUUCUUUUUCUCUUUUUCUUUUUUUUUUCAUUUGCUUUCGUUCUCGCUCCAUUCACUUUCUUUCUUUCUUUUUUUUUUACUUUUAUUUUUUUCAUAGCUGUAAUAUUUGAACCAACACACGAUUUGCUGCAAAAAAAAAGUCCAUUUCCCAUCAUUCUAUUUUUUUUUCUUAUUUUUUCUCCUUUCCGAUUUCCCUUGCAUUUUGUUUUCUCUCUUCACUACCUCUCUUUAAUUUUGAAAAAAUUCUCUUUUAUUUCGCUUUACCUUUUCUUCUUACCUUUUUCUCUUUUUUUCUUUUCCUUUUUACCCCUCACUUUCAUCCCUUUCUCUUCUAUUUCUCGAUUUCUUGUUACGUUUUCUAUAUUUUUCUUUUCUCUAUUACCACCUCUCUUUCAACCCUCUCUGUUUUAUUUCUCUAUUUUUUCUUCUUUUCUAUUUUCCCCCUCUUUUAUCGCCUCUCUUUCUGGCUUUUUAUCUUUUUUUCUUAUUUCUUUGUUAAUUUUUUUCUUUUUUUCUUUCCUUUUUACUAAACUCACUUUCAGCCCUUUCUCUUUUAUUUCUCGUUUUCUUAUUACCUUUCUUUUCUAUACUUUUCCUUUUCUCUUUUACCGCCUCUCUUUCAGUCCCUUCAUUUUCCUCUUCUCUUUUUUUUCUCUUUACUCUUUCCAUCAACUAUUUAUCUUUUUGUUUUUGUCUCCCGAAUCAAAUAUCCCCCUCCCUGUUAUCUCUGUCUUUCUAAAAGCACUUCCUGCUAUAUCUUUCACUUUCUCUAAAAACCCUUCCGGCUAUCUCUCAAUGUCCUUCCUGCUAUAUCUCUCUUUCUUUAACAACCCUUCCUGUAUCUUCUUUCUCUCUCUCUCCCUCUCUCCCUCUCUCUCUCCCUAG
Acanthosepion pharaonis is the source of this 1209-nucleotide messenger RNA. The record is from the annotation of a GenBank genome assembly. Lineage: Eukaryota; Metazoa; Mollusca; Cephalopoda; Sepiida; Sepiidae.